AAAUAUAAAACUUUUAUAUCAAGUUCAUUUUCUUACAAAUAGUAAUUAGCGCAACAACUUGGUCACAUGUAGCUAUCUUUAGUUUUUUUCUGUUGACAUUUUGGGUUUUGUUUUAAUUGAUGUUAUAAAUCGAUAGACGUUGCUUUUUAAAUAAAGCCUGAGGCGCUUUGUAAUUGUAGCAUCGCGCUGUGAAUCUAGAAGGUGUCGCUCUGCGGUUUAUAGACACUGUACCGCUCUACAGAAAAUGAAAAAUUUCCAUACUAUGAAUAAAAAUUAAAAAUGCAUUAGACACUGCACCUGCCCCGAGUAAGAUAAGCACAGAGACACAUGCGCGUAGUACCAGAGAAAGUGAAACUAACCCAGUAUACGUGUGUUAUCGGUUGCUUUGGGCUCAGCAGGGAAAACCAGACUGGGUCUCUCUCUCUCUCUCAUCACAGCCCCUCGCAAACCCAGCCUCUGCACAAUGCCAGAGAUCUCCACUGUUUGCAAACUGGCCUUUAUUGCGCUGAUAUGCAGCAGCUAUAUGGCCCCUCCUGUUCUCAGCGUGUGCCCCGUGCUUGACUGCUGGUAUGUGAAGGAAAAGCCAGGCAGCUUCCCCUCCGCCAUGACGCAGGAGAAAUCCCUCCUGUACAUCAGAACCAGCGCUGACCAGACCGGGCCGGAGCAGAACCACCCCGCUGACAUCGACCCCAUGAGGGUUUACCACGUCUCAGACCCGGCCGGGCCCCUGUGCAGUUCCUCUCUGCUGACGGUAGAGGGCGCUGUGGAGAAGCCGCAGUGUGAGAUUAACCCCUUCACUCCUCAGCCCGCCCAUGUGGACUGGAGCCUCUCUCUGACCAGCGGCGGGGUCAGCCCAGCCCGCCUGGGAGCUGAUUGGCUCUCCACCUCCAUCACCGCCCACAAAGGGGACAUAGGUGUGUCCAGCAUCUUGAGGGUUCCCACGGCAACCGGGCAGGCCACAGCGGUUCUCAGUGUGUUCUCUCACACCCCGGUCCUGCGCUCUCGUCUCGGGCGGGCGGCUCGUCUGGACUGUGGGUUCUCGGUGCUGCCGGGCUGGCAGGAGCCUGGUUCUGGGUUUGCGGUGGAGUGGCGGUACCAGUUCCGUGGGGAGGGCCGGCUGGUCUAUGCGUACAACGGACAGACAGACAGACUGGAGGAGCGCAGUGCCCAGCAGGAAGAGGCGAGCAUGGACUUAGAGGCGCUGCACCAGACAGGAAACGCAUCACUGCUGCUGCACAAUGUAGACGUGCACCAUAGGGGCACAUACAUCUGCACUGUGUACCUGCCCUACAUCCUGGCACAGGUAGCAAUGGAGCUGGAGGUCAUAGAGCCCCCACGCCUCUCCCUCUUCCCCUCCCCUCUCUGGUCACCCCCCGGCCGCCCGGUCCAGCUGUCCUGUGAGAUGUCGGGGUUCUACCCCUUGGAUGUGGGGGUGCAGUGGCUGUGGAGGCCUGCAGGGGGCGCCGGGGUGCGCUACCUCCCGGAGGCUCAGCUCUCCGGACACACCCAGAACCCCGACGGGACCUACACCCAGACCAGCUUCCUGAGAGUCACCCCGGAGUCAGGGGACCACCAGGGCCAGUACUCCUGCAUAGCGACUCACCUGGGGGCCAGCUACAGGAAGACAGUGACCCUGCACAUCGCAGGUGCGUCGGGCCCCUCUAUUGAGGAUGCGAUCGGUUUGUUUGUUGUAGCGUUUCUUCUGUACGGGCUCCUGAAGCUGGGGAGCUGGCUGUUCUGUGUUAAAGCUUGUCCUGCAGUUGAAAUAGACAAGCAGAAGGCAGAGUGAGUCGGAGUGUCUUCCCCUGUGCAGCAGAGUGCCCUGGUGGUUGCAUUCGUUCCAUUUCUGAAGUUUUCGGUUGAAGAAGAAUUCAGUUUGUUUUUUUCUUUUUCUUUAGAAAGAAGGCCUGCUAUUUGCUUUAGUGUCAAUAAUAGGGAUUGGGCAGUUCAGCUUUGCACUGUGAGUGUGUGCUAGUCAGCGUGUCUGUAUGUAUGUGUGUGUGUGCCUGUGUGAUUGUGUUUGUGUGUGUGUGUGUGUGCCUGUGUGAUUGUGUUUGUGUGUGUGUGUGUGUGUGUGUGCCCGUAUGAUUGUUUGUGUGUGUGUGUGUGUGAUUGUGUGUGUGUGUAUGAGUGUGUGCCUGUUUGAUUGUGUGUAUGUAAGUUUUUCUAUAGAAAGAAAUACGUGCCUAGAAAAAUGUAAUCUGUACACAUGAUAUUGUUUGUUAAGAUGUUAAUUCUACUGGUAUUGUAUAAAGAAACACACAUAUAUAUAUAUAUAUAUGUAUGUAUAUAUUGAACUCUCCCAACAAAUCAAGACAUCCGGGUUUAAAAGGCAGCAAACCAGCAUACUGUUCAUUAUUUAUUAAGAGAGUCUCCUCAUUAAUACCAGACAUCUGUGCCCUUGAACCUCCUGUGAUAUGAGACAUUUUAUCACUGAUACAAGCUAACAGUGAAUCUGACUCUUGUGGUAAAGACACACAGACAGACAGACCAUUCGGAACUCACACACGCGCACACAGACCCACACGCACACACACACAUAGCCACACGCAGACACACAUACAGACUCAACGCUAUUUCAGAUCUGCUCUACAGUCAAUAACACAUUUUAAACACUGCUGCAGAAAGGUGUCUUCGCAUUUAGAACUGUGGGCUUAUUUUUUGUCGCUAGUUUUAAAUUGAAAAAAAAAAUCUGUUUGAGAAAUUUUAAAAAAAUUGUCAACAUUGUUAAGCUUUACUUGCUAAUAAAACACAUUUUGUAAAA
This is a messenger RNA of Acipenser ruthenus (sterlet), 2764 nucleotides long. Its product is annotated as tapasin-like. The coding region runs from base 464 to 1789 and encodes 441 amino acids. NCBI's taxonomy places the organism in Eukaryota, Metazoa, Chordata, Actinopteri, Acipenseriformes, Acipenseridae. Gene Ontology annotation, biological process: antigen processing and presentation of endogenous peptide antigen via MHC class I. The record is from RefSeq and is a predicted model, not a curated record. Gene Ontology annotation, cellular component: membrane. The transcript has 9 exons.